AUGCUAGCGCCAUUCACUCUCGCUGUUGCAUUGCAUUUGCUACCAGUAGCAAAUGCCCUGGUUAGGGAAAGUGGUGUUGGUAGAUUGCCUGCUCUAGGAUGGAAUUCCUGGAAUGCAUUCGGAUGUGAUAUCAAUUCCACCAAGGUUCUAACCGCUGCCAAUGAGGUUGUUAAUCUUGGACUGAAGGAUCUGGGUUAUGAGUAUAUCAACAUCGAUGACUGCUGGAGUAUUCAGAACACCCGCGAUAAUAGCACAAAUCGCAUCAUUCCAGAUCCAUCCAAGUUCCCCGAUGGUAUCUCCGGUGUUGCAGAGCAAGUCCAUGAUUUGGGACUGAAAAUCGGCAUUUACAGCAGUGCUGGUGAUGAGACUUGUGCCCAUUAUCCCGCUAGUCUGGGAUACGAGACAGUCGAUGCGCAGUCUUUUGCUGACUGGGGUAUUGAUUACCUCAAAUAUGACAACUGCGGUGUCCCCAGUAAUUGGACGGAUUCAUACCAUUACUGUGUUCCUGAGGGCUCUGGUAGCCACCCUAAUGGCACCUGUCCUGAUCUUAGCGAUCCCGCCCCAGAAGGAUAUGACUGGAAAACAUCGAACACAUAUGCCCGGUAUACUGCAAUGCGUAAUGCUUUACUCAGCCUUGACCGAACAAUCUUAUAUUCUCUUUGUGACUGGGGCCAGGCUGACGUCAAUACCUGGGGUAAUGAAACCGGAAAUUCAUGGCGCAUGUCUGACGAUAUCAACGCAAAUUGGGCCCGUAUUGCAGAAAUUGCCAAUGAGAAUAGCUUCCUGAUGAAAUAUGUCGAUUUCUGGGGUCAUCCUGACCCGGACAUGUUGGAGGUUGGUAAUGGAGCUCUUACUCUCGAGGAAAAUAGGGCACACUUUGCCCUUUGGGCCAUCAUGAAGUCCCCUUUAAUCAUUGGCACGGCGCUUGAUUCUAUCAGCGAUGACCACGUGGCCAUUCUGAAGAACAAGUAUCUUAUUGACUUCAACCAAGACCCUGUUUUUGGCAGUCCUGCCCAUCCUUAUAAGUGGGGUUACAAUCCCGACUGGACUUUCGACGCCGUCCAUCCAGCAGAGUAUUGGUCUGGUACAUCCUCCACUUUACAGGGCACUUUGGUGCUAAUGCUGAAUUCCGAGAAUGUGACUUCUACUCGCACUGCGACAUGGAGCGAGGUUCCCCAGCUCAAGAGCCAUGAUGCAUAUCAUGUCAUUGAUGCUUGGACUAGCAAGGAUCUGGGCUGCGUGAAGACUGAGUAUAGCACCUCCUUGGAGAGUCAUGAUGUGGCUGUGCUGGUGGUCAAGAGACGAUGCUAG
Messenger RNA from Penicillium roqueforti, 1311 nucleotides. Its product is annotated as glycoside hydrolase family 27 protein. Bases 1 to 1311 code for a protein of 436 amino acids. Lineage: Eukaryota; Fungi; Ascomycota; Eurotiomycetes; Eurotiales; Aspergillaceae. Gene Ontology annotation, biological process: carbohydrate metabolic process. Gene Ontology annotation, molecular function: hydrolase activity, hydrolyzing O-glycosyl compounds. The transcript is spliced from 7 exons. The record is from RefSeq and is a predicted model, not a curated record.